Amaranthus tricolor (Joseph's coat) is the source of this 4688-nucleotide messenger RNA. RefSeq lists its product as uncharacterized. The record is from RefSeq and is a predicted model, not a curated record. Gene Ontology annotation, cellular component: ribosome. Gene Ontology annotation, molecular function: 5S rRNA binding; structural constituent of ribosome. Lineage: Eukaryota; Viridiplantae; Streptophyta; Magnoliopsida; Caryophyllales; Amaranthaceae. Bases 1938 to 2309 code for a protein of 123 amino acids. The transcript is spliced from 4 exons. Gene Ontology annotation, biological process: translation.
UGUGUAAAAUGACCUGCUAAGGUGACAUUUAACUUUCGCUAAACCUAAUCAAUCAUACCUAAUUACCCAAUUAUCCGAAUGAUCCUAUUUCCCUAUCAUCCAUCCACCCUUCCUAAAUCCUAAUCAACACCAAUAAAACUAAUUUUUCCUCAAAAUAUUAAUAGUUCUUUCAAAAAGAGUGUUAUGUCAUAUUCAAACUACUCACUAGCAUCAGAUGACAAAGUCUGCACUUCACUUUAUGCAUCUGAAUUUCUGAUUUUUGAGCAACCCAGGUUAGUUUAUUCUCCAUAAAUAUAAUUUCGUCUCAAAUUUGAACAUUACACAACUAUUAUUUCAUCAGCAGUUAGUCAUUACUACAAAUUCCAAUUAUCAAUGUGCUAUUUUUGCUUGCACUCAUUGUACAAGUUUAGAUAAAAUGAAUAUAAUGCUAUAAAAUUGUAGUUUUUGGAUUUUUCGUGGUUGUUAUUGUUGGGUAGGUAGUUGUUUUUUGGUGGCAGAAUUGAGGGUUAAUCUUGGCUGUAAUACAAUGUUAUUGGUAUAAGUAUGCACACCAGGUGUUUGAUGUAUUGCCUCUUUGAGAUUCUGGCCUUGCUUUGUUUCACCUCUCCCUAAACCUAUGGGCUAUGAUACGGUGAAAGAGUGUGUGACUUGAGGCUUGUUAUUUUGUUCAUGGUAUUGCAUGACAUGUUAGUGUAGAAGAACUUUGGACCCCAAAACACGGUGUAACGUUUUGAUGAUAUAGUUUGAUUGGUUGAUGAUGGAAUGGGAUUAGCCUUGGUGAUCAAGGCAAUAGUACACUAAUUACAGCUAUUGGAAUAUGCUUGGAUGAAGUGGGGACCAAAGGGACACGUUGCAACAAGCAAGAAUGAACGCUUUGACAUGAACUGGACUGCCAGGCUUCAAAUCAACGUAAUCCUAGGCUUCCUCCUUUGAUCUCCAAGGCAGUUUUCAGUGUUCUUGGAUAGGGUGGAGUGGUGUCUUGAUGAACACACAAGAACACGCACAACCAAGAAGGGUAGACUGACCCUUGGUAACCCAAUUGCAUAGCAAUUGAAAUGAAAAUUCACUUAAUGAAAUUUCAGAGAAUUAUCAUUCAUAACUUGAGUUUUACAAUGAUCACAUCAUCCAUUUAUAAGCCUAGGAUACAUGAGCAAAGGAAUGAAAAAUACACGUAAGGUAACUAACACUAACGGUCAUAUUGCUCACGUGAAUUACAUGUGCUCAUUAAAACAAAACAGAAUGAAAACAAAACAGAAGCUGAUUCAACUCUGUCAGAAUAGCUGCUGACUACGUGACCUUUAGCCCUGUUUCUUGUGCACCUCCGAUGAUUGUGAGGAGGACUCUUGGGUCAUGGCAGCAAGGCCCGUGUAUGGAGAUUCCAUUUCUGCGCUCCACGUCAUCCCACAAACUCUGGUUUUGUCUGGAAGGACCUGUCAAGGUGGCCUGGUCAGCAGGGUCGAUCAGAUUCUGUUAAGUGUCUGAUCCUUCUAAUCUGUUGGCCAGCCCUCCUUCAGCAUGACUUCUAGGGCUUCUGGUGGACUUGUAACAGGGUCCUGGAGCCUUGAUUGCUUGUUCCAUGUAGGAAGAUGACGUUUCUUCUCCUAUCAUGGUCCAGUUGUUCCAGACCUGAGCUCAAAGUGCUCCACAAGGUCAGCUGGUCAACAGGUUGUCCUGUAUCCUGGAUUCUGUUGUCUGUUUGCAUCCUUAGAUCCUUGGUGUGAGUUUUUGAUGUCUGCUUGGUUUCCUUGUGCCCAAAAUGUGAUCUUAGGUCUGUUCCUAUGUCUUGGAACGCAUGAACGCAUCAGGAGCUAGCUCUGGUCCUCCAUGAUCAUUUGGUGCAGGUGUUAAGGUUUUUAGUUUGAAACAUUCUAGGGGCAGACAUUUAAAGCAAAGCCAACACAUUGUGACUUUAUUUAGCUCACUUGGACGGGCAAAGGAUGGUAGUUGUUAUGAAGAGAUAUGCUUUGAAGUUGUUUAUAUCCUUGAAGUACAUCACAGCAAAUGUAGUUGAUCGGAAUAACGGGAAUAUUGUUGCCACAGCUUCUACAGUUGAGCAUGCUCUCAAAAGCACAUUUGAGUGUGGACGGUCUUGCAAUGCAAAGGCUGCAACCAUUGUGGGAGAAGUUUUGGCAAGGCGGUUGAAAGUGGAAGGUCUUGAAGAUGGACAAGGAAGAGGGAUCCAUAUUGACAUGAAUAAGGAGGUAGGAAAAAAAGGAUUAAAGAAUCACACUAAGGUAUGGGCUGUUGUUAAUGCACUGAAAGACAAUGGUGUUAAGAUCAUACUUGAAGACAGAGGUGAUAACAUUUGAGUGAAUUUUUUAAUGCUUCCCACCUGUCAUCGUUGGCUAGAGAACUCGAUUAGGAAUUCAUAUGAGCCUUGCCAACCACUUUUUGGAUUCAUUCGAUUAAGAAAAACUGAAUUAGCAGAACACUUUCGAAUUGCCGUAAAAAUACAAGAUAUCUUGCUGCAAGCUAGAUAAUGAUUGCCUGAGUUUAAGGAAUGAUCACUAGGGUCGCUUCUGUCACUUUCAUCUUGAUAAUGUAGUUAUGAUUAGAAUAGAUACCGAAAUUUUGAUUAGUUUCUGUAGGUAUUACCUAUUAUGUACAUAUCUGAUAUCGUUAAAAACUUUGUGUAUCACUGAGGUGCAGUGAUCUCUGGGAUUGUAAGAAACUUUGUGUAUCACUUUCAUCUUGAUAGAGGUAUUACCUAUUGUGGUGGCUUCUGAGAUUGUUGGAAAUCUUUAUCUACAAUAUUGGAGGUAAUUAAUGAGUAACUUAAUUGCUGAUCAUGACUUUUGAUCUGAAGCUAAGCAAUGAAAAGGUCAAAACCUUAAUUCCGAAAGAUUAAGGUCGGCUACAUGAACCAAUAGAUCAUCUCCACUGAUCGUCCACAUGGAUUCUUCUCCACGGCUUUUGACCUGAAGCAAAGGGAUGUUUGACAAGACACUCAACUUCUAGCUUCUCGGAAUAUCAAUAAUUGGAGAUGAACUAAGCGACGAAAAGGCAAGGAAGUUUUUUCACUGAGCCCUUACAAACAUGGCUUCGGCGGACCUGUUGGAGUUCUCAUGCUUAUUUCGGUGAGUCAAAGAAUUGAAUUUUCUGGUUUUAAAAUAAAUCGUCACUUGAAGGAAGAUAAGGAUUUUAUUUCUGCUAAAAAAUGCAUUGAAACAAUACAAGGGUAAGGGUUAACCUAGACAUAUGGAAUAAGCUAACAAAAUUUCAUACCAAAAAAGUACAGGGCUUAGUUAUAUCAGUCCACUUCCAAUGUCUAAAACCUUGUACCGAACAGGCCCUUAGAGUCUAUGCUUGCUGCCAUCCUAUGAUAUGUGCUCAGUGCUCACCUUGGUGCACUUCUCGAGGGUCUAAAUCCUGCAUAUACUGCCCCCAACUGGAUCAGAAAGGAUAGAUCAGCUGAGGCAGCUAGAGAAACUGAAGCAGACCGAUACCAACGAUCCAACCCUCGAGGAGAAUGCCAAGGAAUUCAGUUGAACUUGACCCCAAACAAACGAAGCAAUCUUGCUGAUCACCGAUGUAAGAGCCAACUGCACAUUACCGAACUGAACCUUAGUUUCUCGUGGUCCUAAAAUCAUCUGCCAGUAGCCAAGCGUAAAGAAGCUCGUUCCACGUGUCAGGAACUCCCGGAAGACACCAAUGACUACAGUCUUCUACUUCUACAUAGGGAUUUUUAUUGGACUUUUUAAACGUUGGUUCAAGAUGGAUCGAUGGAUGGCCAUCGUUUCUGAAUUCAGACAGAUACGUAAUAUUCAGAAAACCGACCUUCAUUUUAUUGGCUUCCAUUUCUUUAACCACAUCUAGAGUGUACUGGUUGAGCAGCGGAUCUGCCUGCACCCUUUUCCUGCUCGUCUCAGGUGCCUGAUUAUCUCUACAAGUCCCCCCCGUAUCCCACGUUCCAUUCCUGCCAAUAUUCACAACCUUGUAAGUUCUGAUACACCCUCAAUCUUAUGUUACCUAUAUUAUACUUCAAUUGUGGAAAGCAUCAAUACUGUAAGGCGCUAUGCCGAGAAUCAUGGGUUGACUUAAUGAUUCGGGUCUCAUCAUCUGCUAGAAGAUAAUUCCACUCCCCCCCCUUCUUACAUGUACGGGAUUAACAUUAACCCCGAAUCAAAAAGAAAAACGAAAUGUAAGGUACGAUACCUGUAAUGAACAGAUGAAUAGCUACGAAGGACAAUCCGACUACUUUGUGGGUUUAAGUGUUGGUCUGCCCAUGUUUUCAAUGUCCUCAUUGAUCUCCGAAAUGCUUCUGUAUAAUCCAUUGUCAUAUUUACAACUCCCUUUUCCUCAAAGUAAAGGCCCCUGAAAUACAUGAAGAUUAUUAUUCGCGUAUAUUUCCAUUAUUAUCCUAUUUCAAGAGCAAGUAGGUGAGAGGAAUCCGCUGAUCUCAAUAUCGGGAAAAAUCUCUGGUGUCGGAGAUUGCUACCACUAGCAUUAGAGACAUUAGUGAAAGGAUGUGUUCCCCGUACCAUAUUAAGUAGUUAAAACACUACUUUUAAAACAUAUCAGUCGUAAAGUAUCAGUUUCAGUUUAUGUAGCUUUUACUGAUGGAUGUAACUCUUUUUAGAAUGUUAUAACUUCUAUUGUUUCGAAUUAUAAAUGUUCGUUGUUCUUCGUAACAGUUAAUAAUUAACAUUUAUAGUUGUAUGGGUAUAUACAACUAAUUGCUACUCAAA